UUCGGUGUAUUCAACUGGUUGUCAGCACAUCACAGCGAGCUAGCGAACGACCAGCGCAAUAUUGUGAAAAUAAUUCCAGCUGCUGCAGCUGAAAAAUCAAUAAAAUAUAUUGAGAUAAAACUCCUACGUAAGCAGGCGAUAAGAAAUGCGCAAUAUGCUGGUCCAACCUAAGCGAACUUUUGGCAUGCUGCUUGGCUGCCUCAUGCUGAUGUUGGGCUCUACUCGGGCUGAGGGGUACGAGACGAAGGACAGCAUUUUUGCCGAUGUGCUGCUGACGGAGCUGCUCAAUCGCAUGGAUAACGAUAUGCAGGUGGGCUACUAUGAUGUGGACAAUGAAGGAGAUUUGGCAGCGGCUGCUGCAUCGGCAGCCAAGGAUAAUGUGGAUUUGGUUUCGCGCUCGGAAUACGCUCGCCUCUGCGAUGGCGGCCACGAUUGCCUGUUGCAAUCGGAAAGCUCAAAUCCUUCGCUGCGGGACCAGGAGUUCCUACAGCACAGCUCACUGUGGGGACAUCAGUACGUGUCGGGUGGCAUGGGCGAGAUGCCAAAUCGUUACAGUACAAUUGUGAAGACCGAUGCCAGUUUGCCCGCCUACUGCAAUCCACCCAAUCCCUGCCCCGAGGGCUACACCUUGGAGCAGCAGCAGGCAGCCGAUUGUAUUAUGGAUUUCGAAAAUACGGCAAGUUUUUGUCGUGAAUUCCAAGCGGCCCAGGAAUGCACCUGUGACAGCGAGCAUAUGUUUGACUGUGCCGAUCAGGAGAAUGCAUCUGGCACUGGAACUGGCGAUGGCGAUAUUAAUUCGGCCGUUGAGAAGUUCUUGUUGCAUCAGUUUGGCAACGACAAUGUCUUGGACAAUGACAACGGUGUUGUGAAGAAGGCCGGCCAUCUGCCUGGAUUACCCAAUCCUUUCCUCCAAGUGGGUCCAGGCGAUCGUCUGCCCAUUGCAGCUAAGAAGGGCAACAUGUUGUUCCAUUAAAUAUUUAGCCAAUGAUGAAAUAUGGCUUAAGAAAAAAAGAAGAACAUUAACCUUUGUGUUUUAGUUUACUAGUUUGGACAUUAUUGAAGAUACUAUUUGUCUAACAUUAAUUAUCACAGUCGUUUCUAAAUGUUAUCCCACAUGCGUAUAUACUAAUGGCUCAUAGCAGCUUCCAAGAACCCAUAGAAAUAACGUUAUUCCAAAUAAACUAUGGCUUAAAGCCGAAAAACAAAA
Messenger RNA from Drosophila grimshawi, 1207 nucleotides. RefSeq lists its product as uncharacterized. NCBI's taxonomy places the organism in Eukaryota, Metazoa, Arthropoda, Insecta, Diptera, Drosophilidae. The record is from RefSeq and is a predicted model, not a curated record. Bases 146 to 973 code for a protein of 275 amino acids. The transcript has 2 exons. Gene Ontology annotation, molecular function: enzyme regulator activity. Gene Ontology annotation, cellular component: secretory granule. Gene Ontology annotation, biological process: neuropeptide signaling pathway; regulation of hormone secretion.